AUGGCUCCUACACGUAUUCUCGUGGCCAACAGAGGUGAAAUCGCGGUUAGAAUUCUCUCAUCGGCCCGCGAACUUGGCCUCCACACCAUUGCCGUCUGGACAGAGGGCGAUGACGCGCACAUCGCACACGCCCAUGAGGCAGUGCAGCUUCCCUCUGUGUCCUCAUACACGGAGACGUCGUACCUGGUAUCCUUGUGUUUAGAGCACCGCGUGGACUUUGUGCACCCCGGGUACGGGUUCUUGUCCGAAUCGCCUGAUUUUUGUCAGCAGCUCAAGGCGGCUGGCAUCGCCUUCGUGGGCCCCGGUGCCGACCUCCUCACCAGGACGGGUGACAAGCUGAGUGCGAGAAGAUUGGCCGAGGAGUGUGGUGUACCAGUACUUCCGGCCUUGACCGAGGCGGUUGGUGAUUCUGAGACGCUGCGGAUAUUCGCAAAAGAUGUCGACUUCCCAAUUAUGAUAAAGGCAGUCGAUGGUGGUGGAGGGAGAGGCAUCCGCCUUGUUCGCCGGGAGGGGGAUCUUGAAUCAAGCUUCCGAAGAGCCGUGAACGAGAGCCCUAGCAACCAAGUAUUUGCCGAGAAAGCUGCACUCGACGACUUUCGUCACAUAGAAGUCCAGAUCGUUGGCGACACGAAUGGAAAUGUUCUUCACUUUUGGGAGCGCGAGUGCUCAAUACAGCGCCGGUUCCAGAAAGUAGUUGAGAUCGCUCCUUCAACUGUCUCGAAUCGUACGCUGAUUGCAUCCGUCAUCGACUCUGCUGUGCGGAUGGCAAAAGCCAUCAAGUAUCAGUCACUCGGUACUUGGGAAUUUCUCGUUUCCCCAAAGAGCUCAGAAUUCUAUUUCAUGGAGAUCAACCCUCGAAUUCAAGUAGAGCACACCAUUACGGAAGCCAUAUGUGGCGUUGAUCUCGUUCGAAUUCAGCUCCUCAUUGCCCUUGGUAGGAACUUACCGGAUAUCGGCGUCGAGAUACCACUGGAGCAAAACGACACUAUGGCCCCGCCCAAGUUAAGGUCCAUACAACUCAGGAUUACGGCAGAGGACGCCAAACAGGAUUUCUCACUUUCAAUCGGCAGGAUUCGCAGCGUUCUCUUCCCAUAUGGCAAUGGGGUCAGACUAGAUACUCACCUCCGCACCGGCGUGACUGUCUCGGCGGCUUUUGACCCCCUCCUGGCCAAACUUAUCGUCACAAGUCCCAACUGGGAUGCCACAGUCGCCAAAGCCGAGAGAGCGUUGCAGGAUGUCUUGAUCGACGGUGUGACGACGAGCGUUAGCCUGCUGCUGGGUAUUGUGCGAUCUACAGACUUCCGGAGAGCUCAAUUCGAUACGCAAUGGUUAGAAAAGAACCUUAAGGUGCUCAACACAUCGAAACGAGGGCUCGUAAAGCCAUUUGGUGAAAGCCUGUCCGACAUUGAUCGUACUGGAAAUUCUGCCAAAUCUUCGAAAUCGUCAAGCCAGCUCAUCAGGAAGGGAGAACAAUUUCAGAUUCAGAUCGAAGGCAGCAACGAUAUGAAGAUCUUCGAAAACCUUGUCUCAGUUACAAGUGUGAUCCGAAAUGACUUUCCCGAAUCACUGGCUGUCAAGUUGUCUACCAUGGGUGAUCUAGACGCUUCCUUGGACAAGAAUAUACAGAAGAGCUACACUAUCCGGCUUCUGAAGCAAUCAGAAACACAACUCAAUCUCAAGGGCUCGCUCGGUCACUCUCAAUCUACACGCGAAGAUCUCACACAGCUUAUCUGCCCUAUAGCAGGCCAAAUCGUCGAGUUCUUGAAAGAUGAUGGGGACAUGGUUAGAGAAGAGGAGGCGGUUAUGAUCAUAAGACAGGCGAAGAUGGAACUGGAAGUCAGAUCACAUCGAUCUGGGACUGUCCGUUCUCUUGUUGAUCUCGAUGAAGGAGAGAGUAUUGCCGCGGGUACUGCUAUAUGUAGCAUUAUUCCGGUAGACCGGGAGAAACUAUAA
Messenger RNA from Diaporthe batatas, 1953 nucleotides. RefSeq lists its product as uncharacterized. Gene Ontology annotation, molecular function: metal ion binding; ATP binding. The record is from RefSeq and is a predicted model, not a curated record. Lineage: Eukaryota; Fungi; Ascomycota; Sordariomycetes; Diaporthales; Diaporthaceae. The transcript has 2 exons. The coding region runs from base 1 to 1953 and encodes 650 amino acids.